This is a messenger RNA of Ziziphus jujuba (common jujube), 800 nucleotides long. Its product is annotated as protein BUNDLE SHEATH DEFECTIVE 2, chloroplastic. The coding region runs from base 176 to 571 and encodes 131 amino acids. The record is from RefSeq and is a predicted model, not a curated record. The transcript has 5 exons. Lineage: Eukaryota; Viridiplantae; Streptophyta; Magnoliopsida; Rosales; Rhamnaceae.
CCAAGUGCCGGAAAACACCUUAUCCUAUUCUACUUGUACUGGUUACCACCAACGCUUGGAAAACACAAACACUCUCUCUCCACUCUAAGCUGAGCUCUUCACCAAAAUUUCUAAAUUUGACAACUUUUUCACUUUUUAAGAGAAAAAAGAACUAAAAUUUUGCAUUUUCUUUUUAAUGGCAAGUUCUCUCUCUUUGGUAUCUGUCUGUUCCUAUAAGCCCUCAAACAAACCAGGUGUUUUUAUUGGAAAUUCGGUUCCUGGGAAGGUUCUUAGGACAAAUGAAGUGAUUCCACCCUCAAAACCUUCAAAAUUUCAGUCUUUAGAGGUUAAGGCUGCAAAUAGUAAUCAAGCCACCAAACCGAAUAGCAUUGUUUGUGCUGAGUGCGACGGAAAUGGUGCUAAAUUGUGUUCCCAAUGCGAAGGCAGUGGAGUUAAUUCUGUAGACCACUUUAAUGGACAAUUUAAAGCUGGUGGAUUAUGUUGGCUUUGCAGGGGUAAAAGGGAGAUUUUGUGUGGUAGCUGUAAUGGAGCUGGGUUUAUCGGUGGGUUCAUGAGCUCAUUCGAUGAUUGAAAGCUAGCAUGAAAUGGGAUCUUGCAGAAUUUCCAAACGUUUACAACUAUAAUUAGAAGACUGUGACAUCUAAAAAGAGAGUUGUAAAUGGAAUCAUUUUAUUUACAUAGUGAUGCGUUGUAAUCUUCAAAUAUCAAAGCCAGGACAUCCAAGUGCCAUUAUGAUUUUUGCUAAUUAUGUUACUGAAAGAGUGAAUUAGCUUCGGUAUAUUUAUUUAUGUUCUUUGUUA